AUGAAGCCCAUCUUUGCGGUUCCUUUGGUUGUCCUGCUCGUCGGGCGAGCCUGGCAGAGGAACUCGCUGACGCCCGCCGGCCUCGUGGCUGGCGCUCUGUCGGCCAUUGCCCAUGCCUACCACCCGUGGAACUUGCCCCUUGUCCUCCUCAUUGUCUUUUUCCUCGCUGGAACGCGCGUCACACACGUCAAGGAAAACGUCAAAGCCGCCUUGACUGUCCACUCAAGGGGCACGUCUGGGGGAGAAGGACCCCGGACACAUGUCCAGGUUUUCGCCAACUCGCUCAUGGGCUCCAUCCUCUCACUACUGCAUGCCUACCAGCUCCGGUCGAGGGCAGCCGCCUACGCCAGCCCCGACGCGCCCAACCCCCAGGGCACCAUGUGUUUCUCGUGGGGAGGUGACAUUCUCAUCGUCGGGCUCAUCGCAAACUACGCCGCCGUCGCCGCCGACACGUUUAGCUCCGAGCUCGGCAUCCUGUCGAGCAGCGAGCCGCGACUCAUCACAUCGCUGACCCUGCGCAAAGUGCCCCGAGGGACAAACGGGGGCGUCACACUGAUGGGGCUCGCGGCAGGUCUGUUUGGCUCCAUGGUGAUUGUGACGACGGCCAUGCUGUUCCUGCCGGCGUGUAGCCCUGAAACGGCAUCCACACUGGGAGGCGGCAUGCCGUGGACGACGCAGCAGCGCAGGGUGUUUAUGGGCUUCAUGGUCGUGUGGGGGACGCUGGGCAGCGUGCUCGACAGCUUCCUCGGAGCGACGCUGCAGCGAUCCGUCAGGGAUGUGCGCUCCGGCAAGAUUGUCGAAGGCGAGGGCGGCAACCGCGUUCUGGUGUCGAGCGACGCCGAGAGGGUAGUCGGCGGCUCGACGAAGCGGGCGGAUGCGAAGGCGGCGGCGCUCAGCGGACAAGGCAAAGAAGCAAUGGCGAAACUAGAUGCCUCUGCCGUGGACGACGAGCAAGAGACAGCGGCAAGACCUGGGCCGGGUCCCAAGCAUCGCAAGUCGAGCUUUACGGAUGAGCGGCCGUCAAGGGUCAUCGAGAGCGGCUGGGACCUGCUGGACAACAACGACGUCAACUUCCUCAUGGCGUCGAUGAUGAGCGUGGGCGGGAUGGCAGUGGCGAGCUGGUAUUGGGGCGUGCCCAUGGAGAACGUCAUCAAGCCCUGA
Hirsutella rhossiliensis is the source of this 1161-nucleotide messenger RNA. RefSeq lists its product as uncharacterized. Bases 1 to 1161 code for a protein of 386 amino acids. The transcript is spliced from 3 exons. NCBI's taxonomy places the organism in Eukaryota, Fungi, Ascomycota, Sordariomycetes, Hypocreales, Ophiocordycipitaceae. Gene Ontology annotation, cellular component: membrane. The record is from RefSeq and is a predicted model, not a curated record.